Messenger RNA from Amorphotheca resinae ATCC 22711, 1746 nucleotides. RefSeq lists its product as hypothetical. Lineage: Eukaryota; Fungi; Ascomycota; Leotiomycetes; Helotiales; Amorphothecaceae. Bases 1 to 1746 code for a protein of 581 amino acids. The record is from RefSeq and is a predicted model, not a curated record. The transcript has 2 exons. Gene Ontology annotation, biological process: transmembrane transport. Gene Ontology annotation, molecular function: transmembrane transporter activity.
AUGCGCUUCCCGACUCACGAUAUCGCCGAGACGCAUGAGAUCGAGAAGACCGGAACAAACGACAAGAUCGAGCUCACCGAGGAUGAUUGCUACGAGGAGCUUGGCUAUUGUUUCCCGGCGUGGAAGAAGUGGUGGAUCCUCACGGUGAUCUUCAUUGUGCAGGUCUCCAUGAAUUUCAACACCAGUCUGUACUCCAAUGCCAUCGGUGGGAUCUCAGAGCGGUUCAAUGUCAGUGCGCAAGCAGCUCGCGUCGGAGCUGCGAUCUUCUUGAUCACGUACGCUUUCGGCUGUGAGCUGUGGGCACCGUGGAGUGAAGAAUUGGGCCGCAAACCCAUCCUCCAAGCUAGUUUGUUCUUGGUCAAUAUCUGGCAGCUUCCUGUCGCGCUUGCCCAAAACUUCGGCACGAUCCUCGUUGGCCGUGCGCUGGGAGGUCUUUCUUCCGCUGGAGGCUCGGUCACGUUGGGAAUGAUUGCCGAUGUUUUCGAGCCCGACAAGCAGCAGUAUGCGGUGGCCUUCAUUGUAUUCUCUUCGGUGGGAGGUUCGGUUCUCGGCCCCGUGGUCGGUGGUUUUGUUGAGGCUUAUUGCAAUUGGCGAUGGUGUAUCUGGAUUCAGCUCAUAUUCGGGGGCUUUGUACAAGCCCUUCAUUUCUUCACCGUCCCGGAGACGAGGACUACAGUCUUGAUGGAUCGGAUUGCUAAGCGGCGUCGCGAGAGUGGCCAUAGCCCUAAUGUCUAUGGGCCAAAUGAGCUUGUGCCAUUCAGAGAGAGAUUUUCCGCCAAGGAGGUUUUGCUCACAUGGAUUCGACCAUUCAAAAUGUACCUUACAGAGCCGAUCGUCCUUACGCUGUCUCUUCUUAGUGGUUUCAGCGACGCCCUGAUCUUCAUGUUCAUCCAGUCGUUCAGUCUCGUGUAUAAGCAAUGGGGCUUCGGUACCGUUGAACUGGGUCUGUCCUUCAUUCCUAUUCUCGUCGGCUACUUCAUCGCCUGGUUCUCCUUCUUCCCGGCCAUCAAACGCAACAUCCAAGAGCGGAAGAGCAAGCCUGACGAUGAAAAGGCCCAAUACGAAUCCCGCCUCUGGUGGCUUCUGUUUACUGCCCCAUGCUUGCCAAUUGGUCUCAUCAUUUUCGCUUGGACCUCGACAGGACCGCCAAUCCACUGGAUCGGCUCUUCAAUUGCAGCAGCCAUUGUCGGAAUCGCGAACUAUAGCAUCUAUAUGGCCACGAUUGACUAUAUGAUAUGUGCUUAUGGUCCCUAUUCGGCUUCCGCAACUGGUGGUAAUGGAUGGUCGCGUGAUUUCCUCGCUGGUGUCCUUACUAUACCUGCGACCCCGUUCUUUGAGAAUAUUGGCAGCAAGGACCAAAUUGCGAAUGCCUCUACCAUUUUGUUCUGUAUCUCUUUCGUCCUCGUUAUCGCUGUAUACGUGAUUUACUUCUACGGACCCCAGCUACGGAAGCGCUCACCCUUUGCCCAACAACUAUCCGAUGCUCGCCAUGAAUCAGCGGGUGGUCAUUUGGCGAGGGUGCCCACCUCGAGGGCUAACUCGUUUGCCAGAUCGCAACAAAACCUUAGAAUUCGGCAAAAUCUGGGGAGUCGGCAGAACAGCUACGCUGGCUCACAUCGACCCGUAAAUUCGAGACAGAACAGCAUAGGUGGUGAGAAGAACAUGUCGGCCGCUAAUUCAAGGGCGAAUUCAAGGGUGAACUCGAGGGCGAAUUCGAGAAGGAACAGUUUGACUAUGCCUGUUUAA